This is a messenger RNA of Plectropomus leopardus (leopard coralgrouper), 394 nucleotides long. NCBI's taxonomy places the organism in Eukaryota, Metazoa, Chordata, Actinopteri, Perciformes, Serranidae. The record is from RefSeq and is a predicted model, not a curated record.
GUCAAAUUCAUCCACGAUCAGACAUCAGCAAACCCAAAGUAUAAGGGCUUUUUCCACGGAGUGAGGGAGAUUAUUAGAUCUGAAGGACUGAAGGGGACUUAUCAAGGCCUGACAGCCACCGUGUUGAAACAAGGCUCCAAUCAGGCCAUCCGCUUCUACGUCAUGACUUCCCUGAGGAACUGGUACAAAGGCGAUGACCCCAACAAAUCCAUUAACCCUCUGAUGACUGGACUGUUUGGAGCUUUUGCUGGAGCUGCCAGUGUGUUUGGAAAUACUCCGCUGGACGUCAUUAAGACCAGAAUGCAGGGUCUGGAAGCUCACAAGUACAAAAGCACGCUGGACUGUGCUGUCAAGAUCAUGAAGCACGAAGGACCAAUGGCGUAAGUUUACAGAG